GAAGGUCGGCUUCCUCCGCCAUUCCCGUCAUCCGGAACGGAACUCGCCUCGAAAUCGGUCCCUUGGAGAAGACCUUCGUGUUCUGCUCGGCGGAAGUGGAACCCGUCGCGGCCCUCCACGACUACCAGGUGGCGUGGAGGGACAGCGGCGGACGCUCCGUCAGCCAGGAUCCCGAGGCACCGCUGUUCGCUCUCGGCCGAGGCACUCACGUCCCUCACUCGUACCUCGUGUUGGCACCCUUCGGCCUCGACAGCGCCGGCGUGUACAGCUGCGUCCUGUUCUUCCGUGGACAGGAACUGGCGUCCUCGACCGUCGACCUUCAGCUCAAGGAAACAAGCUCGGCCUGAGCUGAGAACACGAGCGAAAUUCCUACGGGACUGGAUGGCGAUUCCGAGUCCUCAUUAGUACAAAAAACACUAGGCUCUGUUUUUUUCGUAUGUGUUAGUAAUAUUUAUUUGAAAAGAGAAGAUAAUUGGCAAAGGACUAGAUGACUACUGGUCUUCUUUUGCAUCAACGACUUGAUGAUAGAUUAUGCUUCUAUUUAUUCCUGUCCUAUUUAUGAAUUAAAAGAUAUUUAUUUAUAGAAUGUAUUGAUGCAUCUAUU
Molecule: messenger RNA, 604 nt
Organism: Penaeus monodon (black tiger shrimp)
Lineage: Eukaryota; Metazoa; Arthropoda; Malacostraca; Decapoda; Penaeidae
Source: RefSeq, a predicted model, not a curated record